Molecule: messenger RNA, 1289 nt
Organism: Impatiens glandulifera
Lineage: Eukaryota; Viridiplantae; Streptophyta; Magnoliopsida; Ericales; Balsaminaceae
Product: methionine adenosyltransferase 2 subunit beta
Exons: 5
Coding region: 118-996 (292 amino acids)
Source: RefSeq, a predicted model, not a curated record
UCCUCCAUUAUAUAAGAUGAGAUGAUGAAACUUCCUAGUCGGUAGUGGCCGGUGAAUUAGUAUACUUAAGAUCCCCGACCGGCCGGCGGCGAAAGCAGGAAGCUUUAAGAAUUAGAGAUGGAGAAGAAAAAGUUGCUGAUUGUGGGAGGUACAGGCUAUUUAGGGCAGCAUAUACUGCAACAUCUUUCCGCCGGAGGAGGAGGAACGACGUCGUCUUACGAUGUGGCUUUCACCCACCACUCGCCUCUACUCGCCGUCAUUCCUCCUUCUUCGAGUCUCGUUUUCCAGGUCGAUUUGCGUACCGGACAUGGAUUCCAAGCCAUCUCCGAAGCCUUUGGCCAGCCCCAUGUGGUGAUCAACUGCGCUGCGCUUUCUGUUCCUCGCGCCUGUGAAAUGGAUCCCACAGCCGCAAUGUCUAUCAAUGUGCCCUCCACUCUCGUCAAAUGGUUAUCGAGCUUUAAAAACCGCAACACUCUCCUCGUUCAUUUGUCAACAGACCAAGUUUAUGAAGGUAUCAAGUCUUUCUACAAGGAAGAGGAUGAAACUAUUCCGGUUAACACCUAUGGGAAGUCAAAAGUAGCAGCCGAGCAAUUCAUUUCCACACAUUGCUCAAACUUUGCAAUCUUGAGAAGCAGUAUCAUCUACGGACCACAAACUAUCUCACCCGUUCCAAAAUCCCUCCCGAUUCAGUGGAUAGACAGCGGACUUUCAAAAGGAGAGAUUCUAGAUUUCUUUCAAGACGAGUUUCGUUGUCCAGUCUUUGUCAAGGACUUGGUCACCGUCAUCUCGACGCUGAUUAACAAAUGGACAUCUGAUGGUAAUCAGAUGCAACUGGUUCUGAAUAUUGGAGGGCCAGAUAGGGUAUCGAGGGUUGAGAUGGCGGAGGCUGUGGCCGACUUUAGAGGAUAUAAUAGGUCGUUGAUUCGAUCGGUUUCCGCAUCAUCGGUAUGUACUAUUUAUUUAUUUAUUUAUUUAUUUUUGAUAUUGUUUGACUGAAAACGACUAACCGAAUUUGUUUGGUUGCAGGUGGACCGAGGCGUAAAGUCGCCGGCUGAUAUAUCUAUGGAUAUAAGUAAACUUGUUCAUACUUUGGACAUUUCUCUUACACCAUUCAGAGUUGGUGUCAAAUUGACACUUGAAGCAGAAGAAGAAGCUGCUGCUGCUUCAUUAUAAUUUCACCAUUGUUUUCAAAUAAUCCCAUCUUUUAGACAUCAAGUACUCUUUGUAAAAAUAACAUAAUCAAUCAUGUCAUACAAAAUCGAGAAUUUAUUUAUAUUAAUUAUUAUUUA